Molecule: messenger RNA, 4587 nt
Organism: Paramecium tetraurelia
Lineage: Eukaryota; Ciliophora; Oligohymenophorea; Peniculida; Parameciidae
Exons: 5
Biological process (GO): transmembrane transport
Cellular component (GO): membrane
Molecular function (GO): ABC-type transporter activity; ATP hydrolysis activity; ATP binding
Source: RefSeq, a predicted model, not a curated record
AUGCUAAAUUCUAGUACUCAUAAGUAAAGAAAAUAGUUUCAAGAGAAUUCAUCCCGCUACCUUCACUAACCUUAGCCUGAUGAAAGCGUUUCUUCAAAUACAGAGUUAGAAGCAUAAGAGCCAGAUAUUCGAAGAAGACUCGAAAGGCCUUCGAAAAAGAAGGUAUCGGUAAAGAUUCGAAACUUGGACAUCGACAGUGACAUUAUCAAAGAGGAGGAUAGCGAAGACUAUAUUAGUGAGAAAUAAUCUCAAUAAUAAAUAAAUCCCUAAUAAUCUAAUGCUGUUCUGAAUUAUGUACUUGAAGAAGAAGUUGAGAGUCCCUUUAAAAGUCGAAAUCAUUACAACCAGGAAAUACUUUGGAGUGAAAACAACUAAGAUCCUAGUCAUCCAGUAGAAGCUUAACCCUUUAAUACACCAAAACAACAUUAAGUAGUAGACUCCCCAUAGAUUGAAAGUGCAAUUAAAUCUUAUAAAAAUCUAAAUACAAUGAAAAGUCUCUACUCUCCAAUGAGAGCAUCCCAAAAUCAUAAAAUCAAUGACGAAACUAUCUAUUAACACUAUAAUUUUUUGUAGAGAUUAUUCCUUUAUCAUAUUUUUUGUUAUAUGAAACAAUUGAAAUAGAUUAUUGAAUCCUCUAUUUAAAAAAUUAAUGUGACCCACUUACCUAAACAAAGUUAUCAAGAUUCAAUUUAAUAUAAUUUAAAAAAAAUAUAGGAAUAGAUAAAAAACAAUGACUUUUUUUACUUUAAUAAUAGUGCUCUCUUUAAAUUAAUUUUUUGGUCGGAUAAUAAAUAUGUGACAAUGAUUAUCGUUAUUCUUGCUAUGUUUGAGACUUAUUCAAGAUUUGUUAUGGCGAUUUUAACUGAAACUCUGAUAUCAGCAGUGACAGAGAAUGAUAUGAGUAGUGCCUAUUUGUAAGCUACAGCUCUAGCAUUGCUUUCAUUGCUUGCCCUGAUGAGUAAGCACUAAUAAUAGUAAAACUAAUAAUUAUUUAGGUAUUUGAUAAGUAAUUUUGCUACUAAAAUAAGAAUGAUAUUUAUCAAUUUAAUCUAUGACAGAGUGAUAGAAUUGAAUUCAACUCAGAUAUAAAUGUUGAAUGUAGGUAAGAUUAUGAAUCUGGUGAGCAGUGAUCUUAAUGUGAUAGAAUACUAAUUGACCUUCAUUUAUUAAGUGGCUGUGAUCCCAGGAUCAUUAUUAUUUACUUCAAUCAUCCUAUGGUUAAGAUUUGAUGGUCCUCUUGGAUUAGUUGCCAUAAUAUUUUGUGCCAUUUUGUACCCUUUGCAAAUAUUGAUUUAGAAUAUCAAUAAGAGAUUGUUGUUAUAGACUAGAAAGUUGUAGGAUCAACGGAUACAAUAAACAAACACUGUUAUUGAGGGGAUUAAAUAUAUCAAAAUGUACGUAUGGGAGAAGCUAUUUGAAGAUAAGAUCAAUGUUAUAAGAAGGAAAGAGUUUUUCUAUUAUUUGAAUAUUCAUGCUUUAAAUUUGUUAGACCGUUCUUUCAACUUCAGUGUUCAUAUUUGGGGAUCAUUUUGUUUCAUUUUAAUAUUGUAUGCUAAUGAUACUCAUUUGACUAUUUCUAAUAUUAUGGGAACCAUUUAACUCAUGUCGAUGAUCAAAUACUAUUGCAUUUUUCAAGUGUCUUAUGCAUUUUAAGCACUAAUGAAUUUUAGUGUAAUAUUUUCAAGAGUCUCUGAGAUACUUAAAUAGCAAUCCAACAACAUCACAACGAUUGAAUAAUUUAGAACUACUUUUACUACAUAUGAUGUUUAAAAUUAACCUAUGCAGUAAUUGUUACAGGAUAGAAGUAGAGGACUCAAUCGUAAAGGUAGUCUGAGUUUACAGUCAACAUCCCUUGUAUCGAUAUCUUAAUAUUAUGGCAAAUGGUCAAAGGAUGGUCCCUCUGUUAUCAGUUAAAUUAACCUAGAAAUUAAAUCAGGGGAAAUUAUGGGGAUUAUUGGAAAGGUUGGAGCUGGCAAAACCACACUUUUAACAGCUAUACUUUAAGAAUUACCAUAUUAUGAAGGAAGUGUCACCUAUCAAAAAAAGCUGAAACUUGCCUAUGUUGAACAAGACCCCUUUAUUUAUACUGGAUCUAUCAAAGAGAAUAUUCUGUUUGGUAAAGAUUAUGAUUAAGUACUCUAUCUAAAAGUCUUGGAAGUGAGUUGUUUAGAUCAAGAUAUCUUAUCCUUCAGACAAGGGGAUAAAACAGAAAUUGGUGAGAAAGGAGCAAAUUUAUCAGGAGGUUAAAAGGCUAGAUUAAGUUUGGCAAGGGCAUUAUAUUCAUAAGCUGAUUUAUAUUUAUUUGAUGAUCCUUUAUCAGCCGUAGAUUCUAAGGUUGCUGGCAAAAUCUUUGAAAAUGCAAUCAAAGAAUUUAUAUUUAAGUUUCAACCUAAUUACAGACCUAGUCUAAUUAAGACUCAUUAGGCUUUCAUAUAACAAACUCCAUCCGUUAUUUUAGCUACGCAUCAGAUCUCUUACGCAUUAGAAUGUGACUAUAUUGUUAUUAUUGAUGGUGGCAUGAUUACUCAUUAGGGUUAGAAGAAUAAGAUGAAGAAACACGUUUUAGAAAUCUCAAGUGCUCAUACUAGUAAUAGCAACGUUGAUAAUCCUAUUAGAUCAUUAAAAAUCAAAAGACCUAGUAAGUUGAUUGGUAAGAUUGUCAGUUAGAUAUAAAAAUCAAGUAAGGACGAAACCUUAAGUUUAUAUACAAAUGAAGAUCAAAAUUAAUCCGAUGCCACAUUAGAAACAUACAGAAGAUAUUUUAGUUAUUGGAAACCUUUCUUUUUAAUAUUUAUAAUAUUGUGCCAAAAUGUUGCUAGCGAAAUUAUUAAUAAUUACUAUUAUAAAGAGAUGGCUUCUUUUGAUGAAGAUAAAUAACAAGAUAAUGAUCAGAUAUUUUACAAUGCAGCAAUUUUGGUACUAGCAGCCUAUUUCAAUAAUAUCAUAAAGUAUUUUUUAAAUAUAUUUGGUGUUCUUACUUCUAAUAACAGCAUUCACAACAAAAUGUUACAAAAAUUAAUUCUAUCUCCAAUCUUAUAUUUUGACACAAACCCUUCUGGAAGAUUGAUUAAUCGAUUUUCAACUGAUUUAUCAUUGGCCGAUACCUAAAUUCAAUAAAUUAUUACUGAUAUAUUUGAAUAAGGAUCACAAUUUUUGGUAUCACUUGUUACCAUAGCAAUAUUAUAACCAUAUUUCACAUUUGCUGCUUUAUUCACAAUUAUUAGUACAAUUGUAAUUUUCAGAAUAACACGAUCAGUGGUCUCUCAAUUAAAGAUAUGCGAUUUAAUACAAAGAUCUCCUUUAUUUGAUUAAUUUAAAAUUACUAUUAAUGGAGUGACAUAAAUCAGGAUUAAUGAGAAUUAACAAUGGAUAAGGGAGAAAUUUACAAAAUUGUCUAAUCAAUCUAUGUAGGCCAAUUUAAUAUUUUUGUAUUCAUAGAGAUGUUUUGGGUUUUAUAUCGAUUUAUUUGGGUAGUUUGCUAAUAUAUCUGGAAUCUUUUUGAUUAUAGGUAUGGUAUCAGAUCCCACUAUUUUUUCAUAAGCCUUACUAUUACUCUCAACUUUCAAUACUUAAGCUGGUACAUUGAGAUAAUUUAUGGCAUUUGAUUCUAUGAUGAAUAGUGUUAAUAGAAUGUUUGAAAUAUGUGAUUUAGAAAUUGAGAAAGAAGAGGCAGAAGGGGAAUUAAAGAUUAGAAAUUGGCCAAAAUUGGGUAGCAUUGUUUACUCAAACGUAAAAAUGUAAUACAGAGAGAACACUCCUUUAGUAUUAAAGGGAAUGAAUUUCGAAAUCAAGGAUAGAGAAAAGGUUGGAAUUGUUGGUAGAACUGGAGCUGGUAAAUCAUCAGUCAUCGCAAGUCUUUUCAGAUUAAGUUCCAUUUAAAAUAGUGGUAUAAUUUCAAUCGAUGAUUAAGAUAUUCGCAAAAUAAAUUUAUACAAGUUAAGGAAAGAAAUCAGUAUUAUUCCUCAAGUACCUUUUCUUUUCAAGGGCACUUUGAGAGAAAACCUAGACCCUUUUUAAAACUUUGAUGAUAAAACUUUAUUAAAUGUCUUAUCUGAUACAGGUUUGGAAGGUUUUAUUUAAUAAUUACCAAAUGGAUUGGACCAUUAGAUUGAACCAGAGUUCUUUUCUAUUGGUUAGAAAUAGUUAAUCUGUUUAAGUAGAGUUCUGUUGAAUAAGAAAAAGAUACUGAUUUUGGAUGAAGCAACUGCAAAUGUUGACAUGAUAACUGACUGCUUAAUUUAACAAAUCAUCAAAGAUAAGUUUAAUGAUUGCACAAUAUUCACUAUUGCGCAUAGAUUGAAUACGAUAGCAGAAUAUGAUAAAGUUCUUGUUUUAGAAGAUGGAAAAGUCCUAGAAGAAGGACACCCAUAUGAAUUAUUAGUUCAAAAUCCAAAGGUUUCAACAUACAUAAAUAGUGACUCUGCAUUUUCUAAGAUGGUGCUUUAGACAGGCUAUAAAAAUAGCAGUUAAAUAUAUGCUAUGGCAAGAAAAAGCUAUUAAUAGAAACAUGUAAUUUAGAGCAAAAGUAGUUGUAAUAGUAAUAUCCAGGAUGUAUCUCUUAGUAGUAUUAGUGAAUUUAACGUUUGA